Messenger RNA from Pecten maximus, 4735 nucleotides. Its product is annotated as serine/threonine-protein kinase D3-like. The record is from RefSeq and is a predicted model, not a curated record. Gene Ontology annotation, biological process: protein phosphorylation. The transcript has 22 exons. Gene Ontology annotation, molecular function: protein serine/threonine kinase activity; ATP binding. Lineage: Eukaryota; Metazoa; Mollusca; Bivalvia; Pectinida; Pectinidae. The coding region runs from base 307 to 2841 and encodes 844 amino acids.
GACUAAGUGAGGCGAUUUGGGAAAAUAAAGUUCCGUUGAGUUGCUGGAUUGUGUGUGAUCAUAUAUAGCACCUGCUGUCCACGUAAUCUAUCGGAUGGACAGUUACACAUAUCAUCAGUCCGCUAACAGACACAACACGUCUCAGUGAUGCUGGCAAGUUAAACUCUACCGGUAUUGGCCAAGCUGUACUUUAUUUCCGAGGCAGCAGAUUCGUUUACCCCGGAAGCUUACAGAAUAUAUUUUGAUGUCAUCCUGAAGUGGGGACAUCGCAUAGUUGGAGAGAGAGAAUAUCGAACACAUGGCAAGAUGGAAGACGGGAGGAAAAGUUUGACUUUCCAAAUGCAAAUUGGUCUUACUCGAGACCAAAUAAAUGUGGAUGGGGAAUUGACUUUAGCGAGCUUGAAAGACAUCGCAUGUUCAUUUGUGGAUAGAAAGCCUGUAACCCCAAAUAAUUUCCCUGAGCAUGGUUUUUAUGGCCUGGUGGACAAGAUUCUUCUCUUCCGCCAUGAUGUCAGUAGCGCCAAUGUUCUCCAGAUGAUCAACUCUCCAGCCGAUGUAAAGGAAGGAUGCUUGGUGGAAGUCGUUUUGUCUGCCCAGACCACGAUGGAGGACUUGCAGAUUCGGCCCCACCUACUGUUUGUUCACUCUUACAAGUCGCCACACUUCUGUGACUUCUGUGGGGAAAUGCUCUUCGGACUUGUUAAACAAGGUCUGAAGUGUGAAGGGUGUGGCUUGAACUUCCAUAAACGCUGUGCCUUCAAGAUUCCCAACAAUUGCUCAUAUGAUCGGCAGCGACGACCAUCAACCAGUAGUCUAUCAUACUCAAUGAGAGAAAAAGUGGACAUGAACACAAUGCCAGAUGCAGGAAGUCAGACUCUAGCAGUACCAAAUCAACAGUCCCUCCCCCUGGUGGGAGAACCACGCAGCAGUCGCUCCAAGUCAUUAGGGGGGCGACCGAUCUGGAUGGAACGAGAAUUGUAUGGGCGCAUUAAACUCAAAGUGCCUCACACAUUUAAUGUCCACAACUACACCCGCCCGACUAUCUGUCAGUGGUGUCGUCGGUUACUCAAGGGACUCUUCAGACAGGGCCUACAGUGUAAAGAUUGCAAGUUUAACUGCCACAAAAAGUGUGCACAAUAUGUUCCUAAAGACUGCACCGGAGAAAUGCUACAGUAUGAUGGGGCCCCUGAACCUAGUGAGAUGGGAGACACAAAUUGCACUAUUGAUACAGACAACACAGAUACUCUUUCUUUCUCAUAUGAGGAGGGAUCUCCACCAGAGGAGGAAGAGGAGUCAGACCCAAAACCUCCUCUCAGCCCAACUGGUAGUAACAUUCCACUACAGAGAAUUGUGCAAUCAAUUAAACACACAAAGAGGACUGGGUCCAAAAUAAUCAAGGAAGGAUGGAUGGUUCACUAUUCAGACCGCAACGCACAGAGAAAGAGGCAUUACUGGAAGUUGGACUCCAAGUCUAUAACUCUGUACCAGUCAGAAAAUACCAGUAAAUACUACAAGGAAAUACAACUGGCAGACAUAUUGUGUAUAGAGCAAGCCAAAGUGAAGCAGCAUGUAGAUAUGACCAAGGCUCCUAAUGUGUUUGAGAUCCGACUCCAGUCUGCAACUUAUUUUGUCGGGGAGGAUCCGACCUUCAACGGUCGUGAGGGAAACAUUGUGGUGUCGUCAGAAAGUGGAAGUGGACUAGAGCAGGCGCGGUAUUGGGAACAUGCUAUUCGUCAGGCCCUCAUGCCGGUCACUCCCACAACCAGUGUAGUAGGAGAAAAACCAGGUCAGCAGGGCUCUGGGACAGAUGAACAACAGUAUUUUGUUGUGCAGGACAUUAGCCAACUCUACCAGAUCUACCCGGAUGAUGUUCUCGGCUCAGGACAGUUUGGUAUUGUCUAUGGAGGGAAACACAGAAAAACCAACCGGGAAGUGGCCAUCAAAGUGAUAGAUAAAUUACGAUUCCCUACAAAACAGGAGGCUCAACUUAAAAACGAAGUGUCAAUUUUACAGAACCUACACCAUCCAGGGGUAGUCAACUUGGAGAAGAUGUUUGAAACUCCAGAACGGAUAUUUGUUGUGAUGGAAAAGCAGAAGGGUGAUAUGUUAGAAAUGAUUCUGUCUAGUCCUAAAGGUCGACUCAGUGAAAGGGUUACCAAGUACCUUAUAUCUCAGAUUUUGGUUGCCCUUAAACACCUACACUCCAAACAUAUAGUACAUUGUGAUCUGAAACCUGAGAAUGUUCUGUUGUCAUCAGAGACUGCCUUCCCUCAGGUGAAAUUAUGUGAUUUUGGUUUUGCACGUAUCAUUGGUGAAAAGUCUUUCCGAAGAUCUGUAGUAGGCACCCCAGCCUACCUAGCUCCAGAAGUGCUCAAGAGUAAAGGCUAUAAUCGCUCUCUAGACAUGUGGUCAGUAGGAGUGGUCAUCUACGUCAGUAUUAGUGGAACAUUCCCUUUCAAUGAGGAUGAGGAAGUGAGUGAUCAGAUACAGAAUGCCUCGUUCAUGUACCCUCCCAACCCCUGGAAGGACAUCUCCCAGGAAGCUAAAAGUUUUAUCAAGCAAAUAUUUGUUACAAAUUUGCAAAAGCGACCUCCAGUAUACCAGAUAAUGACACAUCCGUGGCUCGUACAGGAUUACCAGACUUGGUGUGACCUACGGAAGCUAGAGGAAAUGGUAGGCCAGCGUUACCUAACACAUGAGUCCGAUGAUGACCGUUGGGAACAAUACCGAAAGGAGCGCUCCCUCAAAGUUUGGAAGGACAUUGGGAUGAAAGGUGUGAAUGAGACAUAUAAUCUGAGUAAAUCUCGCAGUGAACGUGUCAGUACUGGUGGUGCUUCUUGAUGUGGUGCUCUUCAUCUUGAUAUUGUAAUACUGUUCCCUCCAGUCACCCACAGGGCCACGCCCACUCGGUUACUCGCCUGACCACGCCCAUAUGACCAAGCCUACGACAAACACAGCAUUUACUCCAUCCAGCCACCUUGUCCUGUUUUCUACAGCUAUUUGUAAUGCAACUAUUUUUCUCAGUAUGGAUUUUUUUCUCUAUUUGCAUGCUUAUUGAAAUACCCCCCGAAGAUGAUGGAUUUUAAAGGUGCUGUACCCACCCUAUACAAGAUAAAUGUCAAUUUGAGCUUCCUUUUUUGUAUGCAGACGUUCUCCAGAAAGGAUUUACUUCUGAAUCAGUUUGUAAAUUUUAUUGCUAAAAAACGAUAGCAGUACUAAGUUUUAGGGAAACGUUUACCAUGAUGUUACAGGAAUCAAAAGUAAUUUUUAGACGACAACCUUAUGAAACAGGUCUUUUUACAUAAGUAGGCAGCAAGCAGUGUUUAUAUACUUCCACAAUUAUGUAAUGAGCUCCGUUUACAGAAGCUACAAGACAGGUCAUGUUUAGAAUUUGGUAAAGAACUUGUAAUGAGCAUUGUUUUCAGAAGCUACUUGACAGGUCAUGUUUAGAAUUUGGUAGAGAACCUUUUUGAAGAAUUCAAUAGUUACAAGCUCUAUUGACAGAAGUUAUAAGAGCUCAUUAUGCAGAAGCUUGUAGGAAGCUCUGCUGAAGUUGGCAGCAAGCUGUACUUACUGAGCUAGCAGUAGGGACAGCUGAAUGGCUAUGGCAAUGACAAUUUCAUUAAAAGAAAUUGAGAUAAAUUAAUCAAUUAUUAUUGAAAUUUUAGGGAUGAAAUUAUAUUUUAUUUCAUUGUUAUUUGCAUGAAAAAUUAUCUUUUAGCAUGCCUUUCAAAUAAGAAUACCUCAACUAUUUUGUCUCAGACUUCUUAAUGAAUAUUGUGUGGAUGGAAGAUGUAUUUUUUAAUUUAGCAUGUCUUUCCUAUAUAUUAAGAAAAUAUUGUUAUAUUUCUCUUGUUGCCUACCUUACAAAGUUAUAUUUUUAAGUGAUUACCAAUUUGAAAGUAAAUGUUUUAUUGUAUUGAUUUAAUCAGACAAGCAAAUUUUACAGACAAUUGUUUAGACACCAUCCUGGUUGUGGAGGAUGGUACCAUGGCCUGGCACAUCAAUGUCACAUAAUUCAGCAGUCCAGAAAGUAGCUAAUUAAAACCCCCUGUCUAAUCUCUACAGCUGAAGUUGAUGUACCCCCUUAUCUUAACAUUUAUUACAUUAUUAACAGACUGGUAUUGUCCUCAAUCUUAAACCUGCCUGUGUGUCGGGGUAGAUGUGUCUGGCUGUGUUGAUAUAAAGUUAUUUGUUACACAGUAAGACCACACAACCUGGUUUCCCUUCAGUGGUUUUAUUAUAGUUCUGUUAUGACAAACUUUUAACUUCAUCUGUGAUAGCUUCAGUCUUUUUUUUAUUAAUUUUCUAAUUGGAUGGAAAGAUCUUUAAUAGAACACAUUUUUAUAGCUGGGGAGAAGUGUUAGCCUACAAUAAAGCUGUCAAUCUCCAUAUUAGACAUCUUCUCCAGCAUUAUCAAGGACUUUUCAGAUUAGACAGCCUGGCAGGAGACUAAAGGCCUUUACUACAUAGGCUAGGCGAGGUGUGAGGCAGCCUGGCAGGACAAUAAAGGCCUUUACUACAUAGGCUAGGCGAGGUGUGAGACAGCCUGGCAGGACACUAAAGGCCUUUACUACAUAGGCUAGGCGAGGUGUGAGGCAGCCUGGCAGGACAAUAAAGGCCUUUACUACAUAGGCUAGGCGAGGUGUGAGGCAGCCUGGCAGGACACUAAAGGCCUUUACUACAUAGGCUAGGCGAGGUGUGAGGCAGCCUGGCAGGACACUAAAGGCCUUUA